This is a messenger RNA of Nicotiana attenuata, 1687 nucleotides long. RefSeq names its product peptidyl-tRNA hydrolase, mitochondrial. The coding region runs from base 266 to 919 and encodes 217 amino acids. The transcript has 10 exons. The record is from RefSeq and is a predicted model, not a curated record. Gene Ontology annotation, molecular function: peptidyl-tRNA hydrolase activity. NCBI's taxonomy places the organism in Eukaryota, Viridiplantae, Streptophyta, Magnoliopsida, Solanales, Solanaceae.
AUUUUAACACGUCACGGCCAAACGGCUCAGCUAAUCCAAACGGCCUCUUACAAUCACGGCCAGAAACCCCCCUAUCGCCCCCUCCGACACAGGAAGCCAUUUUCGUUGGCAAAAGAUGUAAUGCCCAGAUGAUCUUGACUGAUUAUUUUGCAAAGAUUGUCUACAUUCAACAUUUAUCUCAAAACCCAGGCUUCGUGGAAAAAGCCCUAAAACUGAAUUCAACUCCACCUUUUGUGCUCGAAUUUCACUACGAAAGAUAACUGAAAUGCUUAGCAGAAUUUAUAGGCGCAACUUCUGCACUUGUUCUCCUCGGCCAUGGCUCUUUAUUGGGUUAGGCAAUCCUGGGGAAAAAUACAAGGGAACAAGACACAAUGUUGGAUUUGAAAUGCUUGAUGCAUUCGCAGAGUCACAAGGGAUUCAGAUGGAGACAGUACAUUGUAAAGCUAUGUUUGGAAAAGGUUUUAUCAAUGGCGUUCCGGUUCUCCUUGCUAAGCCACUAACUUAUAUGAAUUUGAGCGGUGAAUCUACUGGCCCACUUGCAGCAUAUUACAAGCUUCCUCUUAAUCGUGUGGUUGUGUUUCAUGAUGACAUGGAUUUACCAUGUGGAGUUCUUCGUCUUCACCCCAAGGGAGGUCAUCACAGCCAUAAUGGGUUAAAGAGUGUGAUUUAUCAUUUUCGCGCAAAUCGAGAGUUUCCUCGGUUAAGGAUAGGUAUUGGAAGACCUCCUGGUCAAAUGGAUCCCAAAGCAUUCAUGCUUCAAAAGUUUAACUCAACUGCGAGAGAACGAAUUGAUGCUGCAUUACUUGAAGGAAUACAUGCGUUGAAGCAAGUCUUAUCCAAAGGCUUCUCUGAAAGUUCUAAAUGCUUCAAUACGGAGCAGAAGUACAAGCAUAUAAGGUUGCAGACGUUGCCAACAUGACAUCACGCUUCGAGCUAGGUGUUUAAUAUCCACCCAUGCAUCUCUUUACUUAAGAGUGGCCAGCCUUUCCUCUUUACCACUUCAAACUGGAAAACACGUGUAAUCACACACCAAAAUCCAUGGCAGAUCAUAUCGCCUAAGCAACUUCUGGCGGAUAUUGUAUUGUAAAUAAUACUGUUUUAGGCAACUGUAUUGGGUUUGAAACAGGUGGAAGUUGAUUUUGCUCAAGCUGGAAGUUCAUAGUUAGCCUAGUCCAUAGUCGUUGCUGGAUGCAGGGAUCUCCACUGUUGUCAUUUCACCUUCUUCUCGAAUAUGCUCUGGAUGUUUUCCUUUAUAGAGUGAAUUACAUAUUGCAGGCGUGCUCUUCCUGUACCAAAUACCACACUCCUGCCACCCCAGAAGUAAUUGUAGUGGCUCUUUAUUACAAAGGCUGUCAUUACUACUGAUCUCACUUGCCCACUCAUUUUGAAUACAAACAUUAGCUGCAAUCUUGCAACUAUCGAAAGGACUAUGACCUGAAUGGCAACGUUAAGCUAAAGAUUUGAUUCAGAGAAAGCAUUUGAAAGACCUUAUUUAUAGUGUGUAAAAAAAAUAAUAUAGUUUUCUUUUGCCUGUACUGGAUUAUGUUACAUCGGAGAAUCACGUAUAGCACCAAGUUGAAGUAGGAAGAAUGAUGGUUCGUGACAGGAAGUUCAUCGUUGCUACAUUGAUAUCACCUUUGCAACAUUGCCCCUAAUUUUUAAAGUCGUAUUUUGCAUUGUUUGUGAA